Messenger RNA from Babesia ovata, 2241 nucleotides. RefSeq names its product RNA binding protein. Gene Ontology annotation, cellular component: nucleus. Gene Ontology annotation, biological process: RNA processing. The transcript has 9 exons. NCBI's taxonomy places the organism in Eukaryota, Apicomplexa, Aconoidasida, Piroplasmida, Babesiidae. The record is from RefSeq and is a predicted model, not a curated record. The coding region runs from base 1 to 2241 and encodes 746 amino acids. Gene Ontology annotation, molecular function: RNA binding.
AUGUCGCACGUUGCUGCGUGGCUCAAGCGGCAGAAGGAAGAGGAGUUGGCCAAGGAGAAGGAACGUCUUGAGACUUCCAGGAUAUACGCGGAGUAUGUCCGAGAUUUCGAAGGUUCCGGCGCUCCUGCACCGGCCCCUGCAGCUGCGCCUGUCCUCUUCGUGAAAAGCGGCGAAUCCGCAGCCAAACCAUCGGAAACGACGCGCUCAAGUCUAGCAGCUUCCGGAAUCUUCGACAGCCAGGAGGCGGAAAAGGCGCUGCAACGCCGCGCCCGCGAUCCUAAGUCGUCAUCUGGUCUGCCUGAUGCUGCCGUCUACAGCGGCGGUGUGGAUGCGAGGCGCAACUCGGCCCCCGAUGCCUCCUGUACCAUAUAUGUUGGCAACUUGCCACCUUCGGUAACUGAAGAUGACUUGGAACGCAAAUUCGGCCGUUGCGGGCGGAUCAAUCGCAUAAGGCUUAUGCGCGGCAACUCCUCUGACCGUCCGAAGCAGUGUUACGCAUUCGUGACCUUUUCGCACCCAUCCCAUGCGCAAUGGGCUAAGGACUCACUAGAUGGCGCAGAAAUACUGGGAUAUCGUUGCAGGGUGGGGUGGUCACACCAGAGUGGCGGAUGGUCACCGACCCAGGGCUCACCUCCGGUGGCGUAUGUUGAACCCGUAGAGGGCAGUGUCUCCCCCAUAUCAUCUUCUUCCAAGCUGCCAACUCUGCUAGCCGAUUCGCGCGGAGUUACCGUCGAGUUCCCAUCAUCACCGCUUAAACGUGCGGUGAUCGACCUGAUGGCUCGCUACGUCGUCGAGGGCGGCGCAGAAUUCGAGGCCAUGAUUAUGUCAAACGAGUCUGAGGAAGGCCUUUUCAACUUCCUCUUCAACCAAAGCUCUCCCGAGCAUGUAUACUACCGUUGGAAGGUGUACUCGCUUCUCCGGGGUGAUACUGAUAAGGAGUGGCGUAUAGAACCUUUCCAGGUGGUUAAUGGUGGUUUGUGGUGGUAUCCACCUGUUGAAAAGGCCGACGCACCACCGGCGCCGCCGACGCCCACAGUGCCGCCUCUUCUCGGUGCAGAUACAGCGAUGACGAUGUCGCACAGCGGCCGAUCCCCCAUGCUUGACUCCGAUCUCAGCCGUUUGGAGAAGCUGCUGCGCGAUUGCACCACUACCCGGGGGAGCGUGGCCGAGGCCAUGAUGUUCAUCAUCAACCACGGCGAGUCUGCGUACCAGGUUACCGACUACCUCGUGAACUCCAUUUUGGAGGACACGCCGACGGUUGACAAGAAGAUAAGUCGCCUGUACAUUCUGAGCGAUGUACUGUACAACACGUCCGCGUCUAAUAAGUUCGCGUGGUUGUAUCGAACGACUUUUGAGAAGCGUAUUCCCGAGGUGUUCGCCCACUUUCGCGAGUUCAUGAAGACCUCCAGCAGCAAAAUUGCAGUGCAGCAGCUGAUGGACUGUGUUACUCGUAUGUUGCCUGCGUGGCAUCAGUGGAAUGCAUACCCAACGGAGUACAUCUACGGUCUAGAAUCUGCCCUAUGGGGACCUGAUUUCGAAUCUUUCACCACGAUGCCACAAUUUGAGGAGCACCGAGCAGCACUUGACUCAACGUACGACGGGGAGAAGAUGGAGUACUUCGACGUCUUAUCUAGGUUCCCGCUGAAGUGGCGCGAGACGGCUUACCGCUACCUGCUUAUGCGCAUCAAGAAGCUGAAGCAACUGUGCUUGAUCCGUGGGCUGCUGACCAUCCCCGGGGACAGGCCAUCUCUGGUCACCCGCCUUGUAAUCAACGACAUAUACGUGGAAGCCAGGGAGGCGGAGAUAAAGGAGAUCGAGCUUGCUGAAUGUGAAGGUGUUCAUGAAGGUGAUAACGGUUCCCCCCAAAAUCUCUCCCCUUACGAGGGGGACACUAUGGAUGUCGCCUCUGGCGAAUACGAUAUGCACCAACUGCAAGACGCCGCCAAAUCACCAGAGAAACCGGAUAUAAGAGACGGUGAUGUGGCUUCCGACGAAUGUAGUGACAUGGAAUCAGCGUCCGACGGCGAGGGACCUGAGGGCGCCGCAUCUGAUCCAGACGACCACAUGGACACGAGCUCCGACGUGGUUGGACCCGAGCUUGACAAUGGGGCCUCCAUUGUCGCUAACCAAAAAACACCCGAGGCUGCGACUGAAGACGGCGCAGAGCCCGGUGCAGCUUUACCGUCACCGCCUGAGGCGGAUCCGGACGACAUAGAGGACAUGUUCGCCGCCGACAACUAG